Prorocentrum cordatum is the source of this 2841-nucleotide messenger RNA. The record is from the annotation of a GenBank genome assembly. Lineage: Eukaryota; Dinophyceae; Prorocentrales; Prorocentraceae.
AUGGAAAGACUGGCGUCUGCCUUGACCGCAGUUGCAAUGCCUGACGCAUCCACCAUCGACGAGUUCACGGAGGUAAUUUCUGGAGCCGACGGUAACACUAUCACCCUGUUCGUGGCAAAGCCGAAGGUGUCCGAGGACACCUCCUUCACUGAGUCCGACUAUUCAGACGAGGGCGUUCUCGGCCAGGACGCGGCAAGUGUACUAAUGAAGAUCCUGUACUUGGCACAGCCGCUCAACCUCGUCGGCUGGCCCAUCGGCUACGACAAGGAGUACGACCCGAACGCCAGGGUGCACGGCUUCUCUGUCCCGUGCUCGCCUUUCUCGUUGGCAGCCCCGAGCUACGAAAGGGCGACAGACAGGGAGGAGGCGCAGGAUGGAUGCGACAACGUCACGCACGCAGCUGCCAACGUCACUGAAGAGGGGGAGCGGUUGCUGCCGCUGGUCUGGGUGCACUUCCCCAAGACAGGGUCCUCGUUUGCAUCGCUGCUUGCACAUUUCGGCUGCCCCGACAUCCCCACCAGCGACAGAGUGACGAACCCGGUGAAGUUCCAUCGCCACUACCCCAAAGAGGAGUGGCGCAACGGCAGCUUCGAGAGGUUCCACGCUGGCCACAGCCCCAUCCUCGUUCGCGAGCUGGGCGGCGCCACCCCGCCCGAGCGCGUCGUCAGCAUGUUCCGGUCGCCCGCAUCGCGAGUCUUGUCGGGAUACUUCCACAGCUUCCACGACUGCUUCCCCAUGCAGCGGAAGUACAACUGCACGGGCUACGACAGCGACUGCCCGGCGGAGCUGUGGCGCGAGCCCCUUCCGGCGCAGGCGCAGCGGCUCAACGAGUACGCCGCGUGCGUGGACGAGUGCACCGCGCGCCUGCUGACCGGGAGCAUGUGCGGGGCGACGAAGGCGACGCCGCCCGACCUGCGGGGCGUCAGCGUGGGCAUCGUGCAGAGGCUCGGCUUCGUCGGGCUCGUGGAGGAGUGGCCCUUGUCCGUCUGCCUCUUUUACCUGCGCUUCGGGGGCGCCUGCCUGCCCCACCGCGACACGCGGGCCGGCCUGGCGGAGCUGCUCACCGCCGACCUCGGCCUCGAGGAGGCCGUCUACCGGGCUGCCUCGGACCGCUUCUGGCGGGACGUGCGCGGCCACGGCGCCACCGCGGCUCGGUGCCGCCGGGACGCUGAGUCCCGCGACCAGCCCUUCGAGCCACCGCGAGCCAUGCCAAUGGCAUUCGGACGUUUGGCGCUGGGCCUGUCGGGCUUGUUUUCGGCAGUGACGGCCCAGCCGGGCGGCAGCGACUGGUUCCCUUGCCCGGAGUUGUACUCUGGGACCUUGCAGGCCGAAGAAGUGCCCACGGACGAGGAGUACGUCGCAGCGCUGCAGGCGCUGGACGUGGAGGAGCUGACGGGCGACAUGACGAAGCUGCUGACCACCUCGCAGCCCUGCUGGCCAGCAGACUUUGACAACUACGUCGGGCUCUUCUCGCGCCUGUCAUGGCACGCCGGCGGCACCUUCCGCAGCACCGACGGCAGGGGCGGGACGGGCGGCGGCCGCCAGCGCUUCGACCCAGAAGCGAGCUGGGAGGACAACACGAACCUGGACAAGGCGCGGGCGCUGCUGGGGCCGCUGAAGCAGAAGCACGGGGCCGGGCUGAGCUGGGGCGACCUGAUCGCGCUGGCGGGGACCCACGCCAUGUGGCACCAGGGCGCACCGCUGACGGAGUUCUGCUUCGGACGCCUGGACGAGCCCGACGGCAACCGGAGCCUGCCUCUGGGCCCGGGCCCGCUGCAGGAGGAGGUGGCGCCGUGCGCGGGCCCCGCGCAGGGCGCGUGCCAGGAGAGGCCGAACGAGACGGCGCUGGCGGCGGUGCAGGUGGGCCUGAUCUACGUGAACCCGGAGGGCCCGAUGGGGGUGCCCGACCCGGCGGGGAGCGCCCGGGACAUCAGGGCCGUCUUCGAGAAGAUGGGGGCCGACGCCCGAGCCACCGUGGCGCUGAUCGGCGGCGGCCACGCCUUCGGCAAGGCGCACGGGGCCUGCUCGGACAGGGAGCACGGGCACCCGGCGGGGCUGCCCCCGAACCAGGCCCGCGAGGCGAAGGUGCACCCGUACGUGGGCACGUGCCCCGCCGUGGGCCACGGGGCGACGGGCACGGGGCGGUCCGCGUGGACCAGCGGCCUCGAGGGCCCCUGGACCAGCACGCCCACGCAGUGGAGCAACGAGUUCUUCGUGUACCUGGUCGACAGGGAGUGGGAGCUGUGGACCGGCCCCGGCGGGCACUACCAGUGGCGCCUGCGGGACCAGCCGGAGGACCCCCGCAUGCGCCUCACGUCCGACAUGGCGCUGCUGGCCGACCCGGAGUUCCGGCGCUGGGCGGAGGUGUUCGCGCGGAACGCGACCGCCCUCGACGAGGCCUUCGACGAGGCGUGGCGCAACCUGAUGACGGCCGGGGGCGGUUGGUCGUCCCGCAAGCGGUGCGUCCAGCUGGGCCCCCCGCCCGAGGACCCCGCCGGCCCCUCGCGCAUGCUGGACACGGACAUGGGGGCCGCCGCCGGUGAGGAGGCGACCACCUCCUCGGGAUCUCAGGGCCUCGGCGUGGCCAGCCUGGCCGCCAUCGCGUCCCUCGCCGCCCAGUGGCGAAGGGGUACCCGCGGCCCCGAGGCGUGGCUCAUCGUGCGGAACCAGAUGCAGGACGCCCCAAAGUACGUCGUGAUCUAUUCCAUCCUCUGUGUCCUGAAUUUCUUCUUCGACGCCGUGCCACUCAUCAUCAGUCUCCACGGCAGAUCCGCCGUCACCGUGGAGCCCGGGUACCAGACCUCGUACGAUGGCGUGGAGCAGAGUACGUACACCAGAACG